UUUGCGUAUGAAGCCUUGAAAAUGAAUGAUGAUUUUGAUGUUCAACAUUUCAAGAAGAAUGCUCGUGGAUUCCUUCCAACUUCCUUCCAUAACAUGGUUGGCAAUAUUUUGGCGUGUGGCUGUGGAGCUACAAGGCAAAUUGAAUACUCUGGUCCAGACUUUUCAUCUAGGAUUGAUGAGAUGAGCAACGCCUUGAACAGUAUUAAAUCCCGGGUUCCUACUUUGGGUCUCAUAUCCAACAACUUGAGGCUACCAACAUACGCAGUAGAGGAGCUAAGAAAGACGCGACAGACCUCUUCUUUAGGUGAGCCUCAUGUUUACGGGAGGAAUGAUAGGAAAGAAGAUAUCAUUUGUCCAAUUGUUGGAAGAUAAACCAACUUAUGAGAAUUAUGUUGUGAUCCCAAUCGUUGGGAUGGGAGGCAUUGGGAAGACUACUCUUGCUCAGUUUGUUUAUAAUGAUGAGAAGGUGAAGGCUCACUUUGUUCUUAAGGCAUGGGUGUGCAUAUCAGACGUUUUUGAUGUCAAACGCAUAACAAAAGAUAUCAUCAAUUCGGCUACCCUUGGCAAUUUUGAUUGUAACAACUUGAAUGAAGCACAACAGAAAUUGCAAGAAGUGGUAAAAGACAAAAAAACUUGAUGAUAUUUGGAGUGAGGAAUAUGAGGAGUGGAACCAGCUACAAAUACCUUUUCUUGAUGCUGCACGAGGAAGCAGAGUCAUUGUCACAACCAGAAAGGAAGUCACUGCAAGAGUGAUGAAUAAUCAUUAUCCCAACACCAUCCAUUUAGAAUGUUUGUCAUUAUCCCAACACCAUCCAUUUAGAACGUUUGUCUGGUGAGUAUUGUUGGAGUAUAUUUCAGCAGCAUGUUCAUUUUGUGUAUUCAGACCUUGCUGAGAGGCGGGAUGAUAUUAUCCGCAAAUGCGAUGGACUACCUUUGGCUGCAAAAACUCUUGGAGGUCAACUACGAAAGAUAGUGGAUAAGGGUAAGCGCCAAAGGAUAUUAGAUAGCCAUAUUUGGAGUGACAAGUGAAAUUUUACCGGUUCUAAGGUUGAGUUAUCAUCAUCUUCCAUCUCUUCUGAAGUGUUUAUUUGCUUACUGUUCCGUAUUUCCCAAAGAUUACGAAUUUGAGGAGAUGGAGAUUAUCCAACUGUGGAUGGCUCAGGGCUUCCUACCAGACAACCCAAAUGAAAGAAUGGAUGAUAUAGGUCAUGAUUACUUCAAUGAUCUGGUAUCAAGGUCAUUAUUUGAAAAAAUUCCAGCUUAUGAAGGAAUGUUCAUCAUGCAUGACCUCAUACAUGACGUGGCUCAAUUUGCUGCAGGCAACUUAUGCAACGUAAUGGAUGGCACGGAUACACACACAGAUUUCAGAAGAACUCGCCAUUUGUUUAUCAAUGGGCAUGUUCAAACCUUGGGAAAUCAAAUUAUGGCUUCUCGGUUGCGUACUCUUCUAUGCAAAGAUAGUUUGAAAAUUGACAAUUUUGAUUUCUUCAAAAGAAUUCGUUACAUACGCACUCUAUUUCUAUCUUCAGAUAAAAUUGAAGCUUUGCCAGAAUGUAUAGGUGAUUUAAAACAGUUGUGCUACCUUAGUCUUGAAUUUGGAAUGAUACUAGUGUUGCCAUAUUCAAUCAGCAAGCUGUGGAAUCUCCAAACACUUUGCUUGAAAGGUUGUUUUAAACUUGAGAAGAUUCCAUGUAUCGAAUCGCUGAGAAAACUUCGCCAUCUGUACAUUAAUGGUCUCUCUUUAAAGGAGAUGCCGCUUGGAAUUGGAAAUUUAACAAACUUGCAGACUUUGGAUAAAUUUGUGUUGGCUAGUGGAGGUGGGUCCCGGGUAAGGGAGUUGGGGAAGUUGAAUCAGCUCCGUGGAAGAUUACUUAUCGUUUCCGGGCUAGAAAAUGUGACAGAGGUUGAGGAUGCAGAGGAAGCCCAGUUGUGUAAAAAAGAGCAUCUAGAUGGGUUGAAUUUGAAAUGGGGAACUUGUACUGAUGAGGUUAAUGACAAGACUAGGAGAGAUGUGGUUGAGAAUUUGCGGCCUCAUACUUCCGUCAAAAAGUGUAAGUUGGAUGGGUACAUGGGCUCGACAUUUCCAAGUUGGUUGGGAGAUCCCUCUUUCAUUUACAUACAUGGUGGACAUAAAGUUGAAAAAGUGUCAGAAAUGUGAAUGGUUGCCUUCACUAGGGAAUCUACCCUCUUUGAAAAGUCUUCUAAUUGAAAACAUGAAUGGUAUUAAGGAGGUAGGUCUUGAAUCUUUGAAGACUCUAAGUGUUUUGAGUGUGAAAUCCUGGGAGAAGUGGGUGCACCCAUCACUUAAUAACAAGGCAUUUCCCAUCCUUGAAGAGCUUUGUUUAAGUAAUUGUCCGUCAUUGCAAGGUGAACUACCUCCUCAUUUGCCUUAUCUUAGAAGGUUGAAAAUCAAUGGAGUCCAGCAACUACAAUCCUUGGAAUUGAAGAAUUCGUCUUCCUCAACUUCUCAUCUUGAAGAAGUCGUUGUUUCGGGAUGCAAAUAUAAAAUUUGAAAACCAUAUCUUUCAAUUGCAGCACCCUUCCCAACCUCACUCAUCUUUAUGUUAGGGAUUGCCCAAUGCUUGAAUCAUUGUUUAGCAAUUUCGCCUCACUUAAAGUUUUGUUCAUUGUAAAUUGCCCAGAACUACGCAACUUUCCAGAAGGAGGUUUACCCACAAACCUGAAGGAGAUUACAAUAAGAGGAACCAAGAUAGACAAACCAAUAAAAGAGUGGGGAUUGCACCUUCUUACUUCCCUCAGUGUUCUUGUACUUAUAAAUGUAGGCAGCUGUGUUGAUACACUAGAGUCCAUUAGCUAUCCUACCUUUCCCUCUUCUUUGCAUAGAUUAGCCAUAGAGGGUUUCCAAAAUUUGAAAACAAUAUAUUGUUCCACUCUUCCCAACUUGUUCUGGGUGAAUAUCAGAAAUUGCCCCAAAUUGGAAUCCUUUGGUGACAAUGGCCUUCCUCCUCCACACAUUAUAAGUAUUGAAGAGUGUGAUAUGAUAGAACAACAAUUGACAAGUGAUCCCUAUGGCCGUAUUAAAACAAAGAAUGGAACAUUCUCGAUCAUUCUCAAUGCCUCUGUCUGAAAAUCAACCAAGCCUCAGCCCAAUCAACUUGUUGAUACAACACUCAACAAUCAACGGAACUUCACUCAAACAAAAGAUUAUAAACUGGUUUUUCUUAAAAGACAUUUUCUUUGGCUGAUUGGCUGAAUAUAAAUAUUAUAUGCAGUAGCUUAUUAUUUAAACUAGGCUGAUCUUGAAAUUUCAGCAUACCUGCAUUCUCCCUGCCUCUUUCAAGUAAGCUUAAUUAAUAAUGGUCUCACAUUCAUUUUACAUGAUACAUCAACUUAUGUUUUAAGUACACCAAUCCUAGAAAUCAUAAAUUCAGUCAAGCUAAUUGUUGUCAGUUUUGAGUUUAAUCAAUCAUUCAGUCAUAAAAUAUAUUUUAAUUGUUUUUUUGCUUUUUUUUAAAAAAAUUAUUGGGAAUAUUACAAUAUAUGAUUGUGCAAAGUACAAAUUUGUUAUGCAAUGGAUCAGUAAGUUUAGAUAUAUAAAGGUAUUUUCUUUUAAGGACAUAUUCUUUAGCUGAUUAUUAUUUUCAGGUUUUCCGUGCACUGGCUUAAUUGAUACAUAAACUAGCUGAUCUUGAUAUUUCUGUUGGAACUUGGUUGUUGUAUUCGUUAAGUGAUACUUUGUUUAGGAAUUCUAAGACCAUGUAACAUCUAUAGACCAGAACAUUAGUACAUUUAUAUUUCCUGGUCUUUUUACCUACUUGUAUUCUGCAUUCACAAAUAGAUAAUUAGUAUAGAGUUCUAGAAAAGUGAAGGAAUAUUAUCUUGAUGUUGCUUUUCCUAAAUAUUGCAAAUAAUAAUCGCGGAAGGGAAAACUUGAGAUAAUAAUUGUUUAACUUCAAAUCAGAUUUCAAUUUUGUGUCAUUGUGGAAACUAAUGGAUAUUGUAGUCCUAUAUACCUUUUCUAUGUAUUUAAAAUGAUUGUUACAAAUUUACCUUUUAGAUGUUUUUCAGAUGAAAUAUAUAUAAUGAUAUUUUUACUAUCUUGAAACUAUUAUUAUAGAAUAAUUGUGCAAUGUU
This is a messenger RNA of Chenopodium quinoa (quinoa), 4095 nucleotides long. RefSeq names its product putative disease resistance RPP13-like protein 1. The transcript is spliced from 4 exons. Lineage: Eukaryota; Viridiplantae; Streptophyta; Magnoliopsida; Caryophyllales; Amaranthaceae. The record is from RefSeq and is a predicted model, not a curated record. The coding region runs from base 1133 to 2158 and encodes 341 amino acids.